Molecule: messenger RNA, 1260 nt
Organism: Bacidia gigantensis
Lineage: Eukaryota; Fungi; Ascomycota; Lecanoromycetes; Lecanorales; Ramalinaceae
Exons: 3
Coding region: 1-1260 (419 amino acids)
Biological process (GO): transmembrane transport
Molecular function (GO): transmembrane transporter activity
Source: RefSeq, a predicted model, not a curated record
AUGGUGCUCAUAGCUCUUGUCGCCACGUUCGAGAUCGGGUCCAUCGUCUGUGCUGCAGCUCCAACAUCCAAUGCUCUGAUUGUUGGACGGGUCAUUCAAGGCAUAGGUGGAGCAGGAAUCUCAUCUGGAGCAUUUAUGUUGAUCAACGUUCUCAUCCCUCUGCAGUCUCACCCCAAAUAUGCUGGAGCUUUGGGCUCGGUCUUCGGAAUAGCCUCAGUCAUUGGUCCAAUCGCUGGCGGAUACUUGACUGCAAUCACAUGGCGGUGGUGUUUCUGGAUAAAUCUUCCCGUCGGUGCCAUCUCGCUGGUUCUUGUUGUGCUUUUGACUCCCAAAAGUCCCGCGCCGGUGAAGCCGGCAGAUACUCGCUGGGGAAAAGUCGAUCAGUUGGAUCCUCUAGGUUUCAUUCUUAUGGGUCCGUCUAUCGUCUGUCUGCUUUUUACCACUGAAUGGGGUGGCACAAGAUAUCCCUGGAAUGACGCACGCAUCAUAGUACUAUUUGUGGUUUUUGUUAUCCUGGGUCUCGCUUUUCUAGCAGCUCAGGUUUGGCGGAAAGAAAAGGCAACAGUGCCGCCGCAGAUCUUCUUCCAGCGGAGUAUUUUUAUGGGAUCUAUAGCAAUUGUGGGCAUCGGAUCUGGACUUGUGAUCUUUCCAUGUUAUUUACCGAUUUGGUUUCAAGUCAUUCAGAGCAAGUCGCCGCAAAACUCGGGGCUGUCUCUGAUACCACUGCUCCUCAGCGUUGUCGUCGCAGUCAUGGGCGGUGGUAUUGCAACAAGCCUUCUUGGGUACUACACUCCGUUCAUGAUUGCGGGAAGCGCCAUUCUUGUUGUUGGCUCUGCCUUGAUCACCACGUGGAAAGCCGACAUUGGAGCUGGCAUUUGGAUUAUUACCAGAUCAUCACAGGGUUUGGACUCGGUCUCCGAUAUAUCUGUGGGCUUAGCAGUAUUGAAUUUCUUUAGCUUUCUAGGAGGAUCAGUCUUCAUCACAGUGUCUCAGACAGUACUCGAGGAAAAUUUGAACCAGGGCCUGGGGAAAAUCAUACCGGACCUGGACUCAAGCACUCUCGCCAACAGAGGCGCGACAUCUCUCUCGAGCAUGGUGAGCACUGACAAACUGUCUCAAGUUCUUGAUAUCUACAACCAUUCGAUGAGGUCAAUCUGGUACUUGGCUUUGGCUCUCUCGAGCCUGAUCUUUAUGGCAUCGUGGGUAAUGGAAUGGAAAAGUGUCAAGAAGGCACACAAAAGUGAUGAAGCGCUGCCUUAG